AUUUCGUUUUCUGUGACAUUUGAUUGACAGAUUACCGUAAUCAACAAAAUUGCAAGUCGCGCCGAAAUUGUUAAAUAUCCGUGUUUUAUUGUAUUUCAGUUGAAUAAUUAACAAGAAUUUACUAAAAUGAGUGGUCCUAACGGGAUGUUGUACGGUGGUGAUGAGAUAGGCGCUCUAGUGUUUGACCCAGGGCACCAUUCGUUACGCGUUGGUUAUGCCCAAGAAGAUACUCCAAAGGCUGAUAUUCCGGCCGUGGUGGGAACGGUAUCAGCAACUCACAUCCCAGACGCCGAGGAAAAGGUUCCCGAUGGAAAUGUCACACAGACCGGAUCAAAGACUGGCGGUGAACUACGUCACUACAUUGACAUCACAGAGCUACAUGUACCGAGGGCCGGUAUGGAGGUACACACAUACAUGAAGGACGGACAGGUCGACAACUGGGAUCUGUUCGAGAAGAUGUUGGAUUACUGUUAUGCUAAGGUUAUCCGAUCCCCAUCAGAGCACCACCCGGCUCUCUUCACGGAAGCCGUCUGGACAACGCGACCAGCCAGGGAGAAGCUAGCAGAACUGUUGUUCGAGAAGUACCAAGCGCCGGCUUUCUUCUUAGUCAAGAGUGCGGUGCUGGCAGCCUUCGCUAACGGCAAGUCAACGGCCUUGGUGGUGGAUGCCGGUGCCAGUCAGACGUCUGCUGUGCCUGUUAUUGAUGGCUACGCGCUGGUGAACGCGGCGGUCCGGUCCCCCGUGGGCGGCGACCACCUCGCCGCGCAAGCGAAACACAUGCUCAACAACAUGCACAUACAGAUGCUGCCUCUUUAUAGCAUACAGAGUAAAGAAGUGAUCCGCGAACGCGAGCGAGGCCGCUAUACCCUGAAGACUCUCCCCGCGGGCCUGACCGUGUCUUGGCAGCAGUACAUGCUGAAGCGCCAGUACGAAGACUUCUGCCACUGUGUAGCGCAGGUGUCGGAAAGCCAAUACGAGGAGCGCGCAGCUGCGUCAGCUCCCUUCAGCCACUACGAGUUCCCCGGCGGCUACCACCAGGACUUCGGUCCCGAGAGGUUCAAGCUCACCGAGUGCCUGUUCGAGCCGACCCUGGGGGCUCCGCAUUUAGCAGCGCUGCUCGAAGCUUCCUCCUCAGUCGGCGCUCCAGUCCUCGCCGGCCUCUCUCCCCGUGGCCCCUCUCUCCGCCUCGCAGCGCGCCCGCCCUGGGGCUCGGUGGUGGCGUGCGGCGGCGUGGCCAGCGCGCCGGGCUGGCUCGAGCGCCUCGCCAAGGAGCUGGCCGCGCGCGCGCCCUCCAGCCACCGCCUCAAGUCGCACGCCGCGCCCAACUCCACCGAGAGGCGCUUCGCCGCCUGGAUAGGCGGCUCGAUCCUGGCUUCGAUCGGCUCCUUCCAACAGAUGUGGAUAUCUUCACAGGAAUACGACGAAGGCGGCAAAGGGCAGCUCGAGAGGAAAUGUCCUUAAAUCUAGAGAAAUAUUGUAACAACACUACAGAUAGUUGUACUCGGCUGUACGCGGCGCUAUGUGUGAGAGUGUCAGCAAUAGGGUAUUUCACUAAGGGCCGAUUUUUCAAUCACCAGAUAACUUGAUGAAUAUGUUUGACGUUUGGACAGCUUUUGUAUGGAAAAUAUGUCAAACGGCCAUAUUUAUUCCUCAGAUAAAAGUUAUCUGACGAUUGAAAAAUCGGGCCUUAAUCUAAUAAUAUUAAUCUGUUUAGUCCAUCAGGCAGAUUUCCAAAAAAUAUUGAAUGCGCAUUUUUCUUUUUAUUAAAAUAUUAAAAAGUACGGAUGAUAAAAAACACUUGUUUAGUACUGGUAAGUGACGUCACACGAGAUAUUAAAUCACUGUUUUUGAUUUUAAAUCCUAUUUUGUAUACGAAAUAAAAGAAAAAAUAAGUUUCUAAUAUUUUUUGGAAAUCUUCCUGACGGAGUAAACAAGUAUUUUUGUCAAAUACUCUAUUUGUGCGACAAUGACACAUAAAUGAAAGCUGUGUUAGUAUACAACUUCACUGUGUAUUUACAAGUGUUACACACAGAUGACGCCGCGCAAAGUUGAGUUGAUACACCCGUAUGUAAGUACGACACUCAUGCUGUCUCCGUCAUUCUCAAGACGAUUGAAGAGGAUAGUAGAUAUUUUGGAACAACUCUAACCUGGGUAUCGAACUUGCAUACAGCUUGUAUCGUUUAAGAUAGUGAUAAUAAUACUGAACGGUGAUUGUUCUUAUGGAGCUAAUCUUUUUAAUAAAAUCCCGGGAAUAGGGAUGAUGACUGGGUAUAAAAAUGUUAAAAUGUAUUGAGUACCUUAAUAAGACAAUUAAACGAUAUUUGACACGUAUUUUUCCUUUUUCUGAAAAACAAACAUUUACAAAGCCUGUUCAAAAGACUUCUUCAAAGAUUGGAAGGUUGCUUGUGACGUCACGAGUUCGUAUUUAUACACAAUCGUGACGUCACGCGUAGGUUCCAUUCACCGUAAUUUGAUCAAUUUAUGUUGGCGGAACUAAAUAACAGAUACCGAUCCAUUGUUAUAUGCUUAAGUACAAGAAAAACACUUAAAAAAAAUUGUCAUCAUCCCUAUUUUCAUUCAUAUUCCAACAUUUGGAACACCUCUCUCGUAUAUCCUAGUGCUCUUCAGCGGUGUAUUAUAAUUAAAGAAAAGGUUUUUAUAUGAAAAACUCUUUAUAAUAUAGUCCACAUUUUCAACAUGCUCACACAUAUAUCACUAUUUUCUACGAUAUUUUUAAUAUAAGAUACGGCAGUCAGUGAGAUUUAAUCUACUAAUGACAUUUACAACAAGUCAGUAGUCGCGAGUUCGAGGAAGAAACACUUUCACUGUAUGUAUUUAAUUACAAUUACCAGUGUAACAACCGUGAAUAUUCAGAAGACUAAUAUUGCAUGAAUUUGAAUCAGCCAUAAGAGGACUAUAAGUAUUAUUAUUGUACCAGUGCGAGAGAGACGGCGCUCUACAACACGUAGCGCUCUGUCUCGCUCCCACACCUACUCUUCUACUCCAUGUGGGCGAGCCCCUCCCCCUUUUUACUUUCAUUUCUCACUGCUGCCAUCUAGUGUAUAGGUGUAUGUAUAAAAUAAUUAUAUAUUUGUCGUGUGAAUGAUUAUGCGUAUUAUAAUUAAAUGGAUUUUUAUUGACUGAGAAUAAAUAGAUGUAAGGAC
Molecule: messenger RNA, 3164 nt
Organism: Trichoplusia ni (cabbage looper)
Lineage: Eukaryota; Metazoa; Arthropoda; Insecta; Lepidoptera; Noctuidae
Gene: Bap55
Product: actin-like protein 6A
Exons: 8
Coding region: 127-1461 (444 amino acids)
Biological process (GO): regulation of transcription by RNA polymerase II; nervous system development
Cellular component (GO): SWI/SNF complex; NuA4 histone acetyltransferase complex
Molecular function (GO): chromatin binding
Source: RefSeq, a predicted model, not a curated record